Postia placenta MAD-698-R-SB12 is the source of this 1413-nucleotide messenger RNA. RefSeq lists its product as hypothetical. The coding region runs from base 1 to 1413 and encodes 470 amino acids. Lineage: Eukaryota; Fungi; Basidiomycota; Agaricomycetes; Polyporales; Adustoporiaceae. The record is from RefSeq and is a predicted model, not a curated record. Gene Ontology annotation, biological process: exocytosis. Gene Ontology annotation, cellular component: cell tip; Golgi to plasma membrane transport vesicle. Gene Ontology annotation, molecular function: guanyl-nucleotide exchange factor activity. The transcript is spliced from 3 exons.
AUGAAAUCCCAGCUACAGAGUCUACCUCGCAGAGUAGACAGUCUCGUCGCCUCCAAGAUGCCCUACUUCGCCGAGGUGGAGGACGAGCUGCGCGAUAUCAAGCGCGUCAAUGCCCAGGGGCAGGAAGAGGACCUGCGGCUCGCUCUAAGUCGGAUGAUCACCAGGGUGGAAGAGCUCACGUCGAUGCUCAAGGAAGCCUUCAAGGCGCAGACGGACAUCCAAACGGAGCUCACGCUCGCCAAGUCGAACCUCCAGCUCGCGCUCGCGAACAACGAGAUGCUGGAGGACGCGCUCAAGCGCACGGGGCACGUCAAGGACGUCGGCUGGCGUCGCUGGAGCGCGCGCGAGCAACAGCAGCGCGAUGCAGAGGAGGAGCGGCGGCGCAGCGUCGACUCUGGCGGUUCGUGCGACACGGCGCAUAAUUCACCCGCACAGCCGCACCCGUCUCCGAUGCCCCCAUCGCCCCUCCCCAGCGCCGUCGUGUCCCCUGUCCCCUCCUCGGACGGUCGCUUCUUCAAGUUCCGCUUCGGCAGCAGUAGCAGUAGCAACAGCGCAAACGCGAGCAGUUUCCCAUCGUCGCCACGGCUUGCAAGCGGCAGUAAGUCACCUCUGCCGAAUGGCGCGCACCUCACCUCCGCGUCGUUGCCGUCGUUGGUGCCAGCACGGGAUUGGGAGAAGGAGGUCGAGGAUUUGAAUGGCCAGCUGAAACGUGAGCGCGAGGCGCGGCAGAACGUCGUCGCCCAGAAGGCCGCGCUCGAGGCCGAGCUCGAGUCGCUCUCCCAGGCGCUCUUUGAGGAGGCCAACAAGAUGGUCUCGACAGAGCGUAAGAAGCUCGCCGAGACGGAGGACGAGCUCAAAGAGCUCCAGGCAGAGCGCGAGGCCCUGCGGAACGCGCUGCGGCUCGUAGAACGUCAAGGUCGGGACGGCGCCCGGUACGCCGCGGGGCACGCACACGCGCCAUCGACCUCCUCGGCGCGCGCAGUCAAGUCCCUCCCCUCUACGCGGCCGUCGUCGCCCGCAUUUGACGAAGACCCCACGUCCGCGGGCACCGUCGUCGCGGUUCAGCCACGCAGGCCGCCCCCGCUCGUCCUAGACCCCGAGUCGCCCCCGCUUUCGGCGUCCCCGGUGCCAGACGAAACGCUCCAGCACCCUCCCGAGCUGGACAGCAGUUACUCACGGGGGCGCAUUGCAGAGGCUGCGUCACGAUCGUCAUCCGUUAGACCCUCGCCUCUGCCCUCACCGUCUCCUUCGAUAGGCGCAGUCAGGGCGUCUCCUUCGCCGUCACCCUCAGUCUCGUCGCCAGAAGUCGGCGAGUAUGUCUAUCCGCUGAUGCGGCCCGUUGACUUCUUACAGGGAGAGGUGUCCCCUUGGGCGGACGCGCCGUCGUACGGCUCUCCCAAGCCAGUUGCGUGA